Molecule: messenger RNA, 4784 nt
Organism: Pygocentrus nattereri (red-bellied piranha)
Lineage: Eukaryota; Metazoa; Chordata; Actinopteri; Characiformes; Serrasalmidae
Product: inactive dipeptidyl peptidase 10
Exons: 25
Coding region: 245-2608 (787 amino acids)
Biological process (GO): proteolysis
Molecular function (GO): dipeptidyl-peptidase activity; serine-type peptidase activity
Source: RefSeq, a predicted model, not a curated record
AGUGAGGAAGGACAGAAAGAAAAGAGGUAGCUAGAGAGAGGACAAACAGGAGAGAGAGGAGAGAGAGAGAGAGAUGGAGUAACUUCAUCCCCGCUACAGCAGAUCAGAGUUGCUGGUGUUGUUGAGGUUAUUUCGGCUCACUGUAGUGGCUCCAGCGCGUGAGGAAUCACAGGCGCGAGGCUUCACAGCUUUUCAUCUUUUCAUCUUUUCUGCGGGACUCGACUCACUCUGAGCUGCUGCAGACAUGAUCGCCACCACGCAGCAGAACAUGACAACGGAGCUGGACCUAGGGAGCACUGGUGGGCCUCCAAGAAACUGGAAGGGCAUUUGCAUCGCCAUGGUGGUCAUCCUGGGGGUUCUGUCCCUGGUCAGCCUUUCAAUCAUUCUCCUAACUCCUGAUGAAUCUCACCUUCUUCUUCACUCCCGCCUCACUGUGGAGGACCUGGAGAGUGAGGAAUUCAAAGUUCAUGACCCAUGCGCAACUUGGCUCAAUGAGAAUGAGGUUGUGCUGUGUACUCAGGAAGGCCAUGUUCUCAUCCACAACUUCAACACCAAUCUGACUACCACCCUUCUGGACAAUAGCACCAUGGACCUGAAGUCCAUGAAAUUCCAGGUGUCAGCAGACAAAAAGUUUAUUCUGAUGGCCUCCAACAUUCGCCCGGUAUUCUCACAGUCCUUCACUGCCUCGUAUGCUAUCUACACUGUGGCCACCGGGGAGCUGGUGGACCUCAGUCCAACAGGUGUAGAAGUGUCUGUUCUGCAAUAUGCAGCAUGGGGGCCUCAGGGGAACCAGCUGAUGUAUGUGUUUGAAAAUGACAUCUACUACAAGGCUGAUGUGUCCAGCCCAGCAAUGCGUCUAACAACUACAGAAGGACUGGUGGUGAAUGGACUGACCGACUGGAUCUAUGAGGAGGAAAUUCUACAAAAAUAUCCAGCCCACUGGUGGUCCAAAGAUGGGGCUCGUCUGGCAUACCUUAAAAUCAACAACUCUGCUACACCUGUAAUGGAGAUACCGUAUUUCCUGGGUGGGCUCUAUCCCUCAAAUGUGCUCUAUCCAUACCCUAAGGCUGGAUCUAGUAUCCCUUUGGUGAACCUGUUUGUCGUGAAUCUGUAUGGACCAGCCCACACUUUGGAAAUGAUCCCACCUGACUCACAGAACAGCAGAGACAGCUACAUUUCCAUGGUAAGCUGGAUCAGUAGCACUCGUCUGGCUGUGCGCUGGCUAAACCGUGUACAGAACCAGUCAGUGCUGUGUGUGUGCGAGGCCACAACAGGAGCCUGCUCAGAGAAACACAAAAUGGCUGUGGACCUUUUGCAGAAUCAGCAGCAGGAGGAGCCAUUGUUCUCGGCAGAUGGCUCUCAAUUUUACCUCACGCUGCCUGCCAAGCAAGGGGCCUGUGGGGAGUUCCGCCACAUUGCCAGCCUCCCUGCCCAGCCUGCUCUCCCCUCUGCUUCUCCUCGCUUUCUUACUUCAGGGAACUGGGAUGUAACUACGCUUUGUGCUCUGGAUGAGAAGAAUGGUAAAAUUUAUUUCCUGAGCACAGAGGAGUCGAGACAUAGCAGACAUUUAUACAGUGCUGAACUUGGAGGAGUGUUCCAUCGUCACUGUCUGACCUGCAAGCUCUUUGAGCGCUGUAGCUUCUUCAGAGCUGACUUCAGUCCCAACCAGACACACUUCACACUCUACUGUUUAGGCCCAGGGGUUCCAAAGGUGACCAUCCACAGCACAAAUGACUCCUCCCGAUACACAGUGGUUGAAGACAACAGCCUCCUUUCAGCAUCUCUUGGCAUCAAGCGUCUUCCGGAGACGCUCUUCAAGACGCUGUCCUCUGACAACUAUGACCUGCAUCUGAAGCUCUCCCUGCCUCCUGGGUAUGAGGGAAACUUGCAUCCCCUCCUCAUCAUGGUUGAUGGCAGUCCAGGCAGUCAGACAGUGACAGAGGAAUUUUCCCUGGGCUGGCCUCAGGUUCUGUCCAGUCUGCAUGGAGUAUCUCUUGCCUGGGUGGAUGGCAGGAUUAGAGCCUCUCGAGGUCAGAAGACCAGCACAGUGGACCCCCGCAAACUGGGGUCACUCCGUAUCAAAGACCAGCUAGGGGUAGUAGAGUGGCUGUCCCAGUUGCCUUAUAUUGAUGGUCGAAGAAUUGCUCUUUAUGGAAAGGGAUUUGGAGGCUAUUUAAUUUUGAAGAUUCUUACAGCAACUGAGCAGAUGUUCAGAUGUUCAGCCAUCAUGGCCCCUAUAACAGAGUUCAAACUCUACAAUGCUGCCUUUUCAGAGAGAUACCUUGGACUCCCUGGAAAGGAAGAGCAUGCCUACAUGACGGCCUCUUUACUAGAAGAUGUCCACAAAUUAAAGGAUGAAAACUUUCUCCUGUUGCAUGGCACUGCGGAUGCCCGCGUACAUUUCCAACACAGUGCAGAACUGCUGAGUCGGCUGGUGAAGGUGGAGGCCAACUACACACUGCAGCUGUACCCAGAUGAGGGCCAUACUCUGAGAGAAGAGCGCAGCAUCCAACACCUUCACCGAUCUCUCCUUCACUACCUUCACAACUGCCUCAAACACGACCCCUUUUUGGUUGCAGAAGAGGAGGAGGAGGAGGAAGAGGACUGAACUCAUCUGUUGUGCCCCUUCCAUUCUCAAGAGGGAUUUGAAGAACUAGUGUCUCUGUCCAGGAUCCAGUUAAAGUUGCUGUAUUUAGCCAAAGGAAAGAGGAACUGUACAGAGAUCAGUCAAACCAGCCCUGCCAGAUAGCCACUUUCAGCAACUGAGACAGUGAAGAGAAUUCACCUCUUUUAUGUCUUUUUAUGUGUUUUGCCCUUUGAGUAUGUUGGAGGCCUGGUGUAAUAAGUGCACAAAUGCUGACUGGAACAAUAUUCUACACAUAAAGUCCACAAGGCUUGUUCAGCCAAACUCGCUUUGUCAGUGGACAGUCUGUGUAGCAUCGAACAUCAGCUAAAUUCUUACAGUGACACCUUGUGACAAAGUAAGGCUACUGCAAUGGACUUCAUGGAUUGCGGUGGUUGAGAAACACUGACAAACUCUUGUGUUCUCCAUAGUGUUUUCUAUGGUAAACAUAAUUAAACAGAAAGCAGCAACGUUAUCUGGCUCUAGCCCUUGCAUGACAAGAGGACUGCAUGGUGAAGUAUAUUCUGACUUUUUCAUAACCAAAUACCAUCCGAAAUCAGUACAUCAGUGUAUCGUCAGGAAUCAACAUAACAUAAAUGUGAAGAAUGAAGAAGAAGAAUGUGUGACAGAAAAUUAGGCACUUUCAAAGCAUUGCAAUGCCUGCAAAUAUCCCUGUAUUAAAGAGUAGUGACGGUCUCGCAACCUGUGCAUUGCCCUGCAUGUUAUGCAAUGCUGUACUAAUGCCCUCAGUGUUGACUUUAUAUCUCGUAAUAUGUUCCUACUCAUGAAUUAUUAUGCCAUUACUCAAAGUGUCCAUUGUAACAGGAGUUACAGUAUAUUAUUUAUUUAUUGUUGUCAUGCUGUCUGUAUGUUGCCAAACAAAAUGUCCCAAAUAUUGUAUGACCAAAAUCUUUUAGGUUAUACUUCGGUCAUAGACUUGAAAUGGUUGAUUAAUACUUCUCAGCAUACAGUUUUGUUUGCAAGGUCUCAUCAUAAUAAUGUCAUACCUUGAAUGCCUGGUGGGUCAGUUAUUCCCAGAUGCAUUAGUGUACUCCUACAGUACUGAGGUAUCUUUCAUGCUUACAUGAAACAAAACACAUUCUAUAAAUUGAAGUAUGAGGAGAAAAAAACAUUGCAAAUAAAUAUAGCAAUAAGGCAUACAGUAUAAAGAGUGUACAAAAUAUUAUGAAUGCAUUCAGUAGGCUGCCUUACUGUGCACAACCAGAUGAGUUAAAAUGCACCUAUUUGGACCAUGAUUAUGCUCAAAAACUGCACUUUGAGCUGUAGUAGACUACUAAAACCUUUUUUUGUUCAGUUUAAAUAACAACAAAGUAGCAAAGUGAGUCAUAGUGGAGAAAAUAUCCACAAAAUUCCCAUAUUACAGUAGAUGCCAAAGGGCCUCUGAAUUAUUACAGCAUAAUUGUGAGGAGAAGUCUAUGAGGAAAACAAAGCAGCAUUAUCAAAUAAACGAUAAUCAAAUAAAAUUUUCUCUCAUUGUUCAUUGAUUUCAUACAUACACCCUCUCCUGUCUGCCUGAUCUGGACUGCUGUCAUUGACUAACACGGACAGUCUGCCACUCAAUACAUUAUAUGUGCCAAGUUUUAAUAUAGCUAAUGUUAUGCAUACCUUUAUAUUUUAUACUCAAAUACAUAUCCUUAAGCCAAGACCUGCUUUGAGUAAACAUGUGGUCCAAAAAUAGGCAUUUCACACCACACAUCUGGUCAUAGACAGGAUGGAUACCUAAUAGGUACACUGUAAUGUGGCCAUUCCUAGUGUUUUGUACACUUAGCAUAGAGCCUCACACUUAAAUGACACUAAUUCAAGAUUAUCACAAUCUAACCAUUUGUUUUUUCUUUGUGUUUUUCUUCUAAACUGGGAAAUUUCGAUUUGUUAAGUGUACAGUACUUUGUGUGUAUUAUUGAUAUGUAUUUGAAAUUUUUCAAGAAUGAAAAUUUGUGCUAACAUUGUGAUGCAUUCAAGACAAAUUAGUUAUUUCAGAAUGCUCUAUUAUAUCAUUAACAGGAAAAUCCCAUAUGAAAACAUAUACUGAGAGCCAUGCAAAUUGGUAGACUGCAUGAAGUCUGUUUGGAAUGAGUGUUCUUCAGCCUUGAUGUUUGUUUUUAAGGACUGUUUCCAAUAAAGUCUUAAAUAUUUGUGUAAA